Messenger RNA from Ceratosolen solmsi marchali, 1594 nucleotides. RefSeq names its product flotillin-2 (gene Flo2). Gene Ontology annotation, molecular function: protease binding. Gene Ontology annotation, biological process: protein localization to plasma membrane; regulation of myoblast differentiation. The transcript has 8 exons. The record is from RefSeq and is a predicted model, not a curated record. Bases 117 to 1391 code for a protein of 424 amino acids. Gene Ontology annotation, cellular component: flotillin complex; plasma membrane; cytoplasmic vesicle. NCBI's taxonomy places the organism in Eukaryota, Metazoa, Arthropoda, Insecta, Hymenoptera, Agaonidae.
CCGGUGGAACGUAGGAGGGCGAGAGGGGAGGGAGUCGGUGCGUCGACGACUCGUCGCCGCCGUUGGCCGCCACGCGACCGCCGCUCACGAGGAAGCCAAGGAAGUUGAAGACGGCUAUGGGGAACGUCCACACAUGCGGGCCUAACGAGGCGCUCGUCGUGUCAGGCGGAUGCUGCGGCUCUAUGAAGAAGCGCACGAUCGUCGGUGGCUACGCGUUCACCUGGUGGUUUGUCACGGACGUGCAACGGCUCUCGCUCGAGGUUAUGACCCUGAACCCCGUCUGCGAAAGCGUGGAGACUGCCCAGGGGGUGCCGCUCACCGUUACCGGAGUCGCCCAGUGCAAGAUCAUGAAGGCCGACGAGCUCCUCCACACGGCCAGUGAACAGUUCCUCGGCAAGAACGUACACGAGAUCAAGUCUACCAUACUCUCCACCCUCGAGGGACAUCUUCGGGCUAUUCUCGGCACACUCUCGGUCGAGGAGGUCUACAAGGACAGGGACCAAUUCGCUGCCCUGGUACGGGAGGUAGCUGCACCCGAUGUCGGUCGCAUGGGUAUCGAGAUCCUCUCGUUCACCAUUAAGGACGUAUACGACGACGUGCAGUACCUGGCCUCGCUGGGCAAAGCUCAGACGGCCGCCGUGAAGAGGGACGCCGACGUUGGGGUGGCUGAGGCCAACAGGGACGCCGGAAUCAGGGAAGCGGAAUGCGAGAAGGCAGCGAUGGACAUCAAAUACAAUACCGACACGAAAAUUGAAGAUAACGCCCGAUUGUAUCAACUUCAAAAGGCAAACUUCGAUCAAGAAGUCAACACGGCAAAAGCGGAAGCGCAGCUGGCGUACGAGCUCCAGGCGGCAAAGAUCCGCCAGCGAAUACGUAACGAGGAGAUUCAGAUCGACGUAGUCGAGAGACGCAAGCAGAUCGAGGUGGAGGAGCAGGAGGUGCGCAGGAAGGAGCACGAGUUACAGAGCACCGUGAGGCUACCGGCCGAGGCCGAGAGCUACAAGAUCGGCAAGGUCUCCGAGGGCAAGCGCGUUCAGACGGUCGAGUCCGCCAAGGCCGAGGCCGAGCGGAUUAGACUCAUUGGCGAGGCGGAGGCUCAGGCGCUUCAAGCGAUCGGUAUCGCCGAGGCCGAGCGCAUGCACAUGAAGGCCAAUGUUUAUAACAAAUAUGGAGACGCCGCGGUGCUUAAUCUCGUGCUCAACGCGAUGCCGAAGAUCGCGGCGGAAGUGGCGGCGCCCCUCGCUAGGACCGAGGACAUUGUGCUGCUGGGAGGCAGCGAUGGGACGAGCGGCGAGAUAACGCGCCUCGUCGGCCAGGUGCCCCCGGCCGUUCAGGCGCUCACCGGAGUCGACCUCUCGAAAGUGCUUGGAAAGAUUCCGGGUGCCAAGUAAUUACAACGAUAGCACGGCAAAUGACGGCAGCGACGACAAAACCUACUACUGACGAGGCGUCGAAUUGGGGGAGAGAGACUGCGGCUGACUAUUUAAACGACUUAUACGGACUAAAUCUCAUUUCUUCUUUUUAUUAUGUCUCCUUUUCAAUUUCACCAUUCCCACUCUUCUCCUAUCACGCACUAUCUCUCGCGUCUUCUCAC